This is a messenger RNA of Scomber japonicus (chub mackerel), 3407 nucleotides long. RefSeq names its product putative helicase mov-10-B.1. The transcript is spliced from 23 exons. Gene Ontology annotation, molecular function: RNA binding; 5'-3' RNA helicase activity. Lineage: Eukaryota; Metazoa; Chordata; Actinopteri; Scombriformes; Scombridae. The coding region runs from base 177 to 3173 and encodes 998 amino acids. The record is from RefSeq and is a predicted model, not a curated record.
CCUAGACAGAGUCACACACCGCCCAUUUGGACUAUCCCGGAAUAUAAAUCGAGCCGUUCCUGGGCUUUCCUCUGAGAUGCAGACAUAACCAAUGUUUGAUUGAGCGAUAUAUCCACCUUCAGCUGAAUAUCCCGGACAUUGUCGUGUUUGAAUCCCUUUGAACGGAUUUUUUGAUCAUGCGUAAAUUUAAGAGAUCUGAACUCUGCAAAAUUGGACUCGACUUCUUUGAGUUUUUAGCGGAAAGUGAUCGAGCAUCCAUCACUAAUAGAAUUGAACUCAGAGACAUUUACAACAAUGAGUUCAGAGACAGGAAUGCAAGAGAUCCAAACUUUGGUUCAAUCCUUUAUGCCCUGAAAUUGUAUAACAAAGUGACAAGAAGAGGAGACACUAUUCGCUUCAACUCUACAGUCAAAGCUCUGUAUGUGGACCAGUGGCACUCACGCAGGGAGCGUCAGCCAGUGCAGACCCAGAAUGGAGCAGCCAGUCCCGGGCCAGUAGAGACCUUUACCUCAGCAGAAGAAACAGCGACAGGGGUUCGAGCCAGGAGGAAACUGGCCAGUUUAUUGAUGAACAAGCUCAAGAUGGACAGGGCUCAGUUCAUUUCUGACAAACAUGGUGUCAGCAUCAGGUCCGACCAUCAGUUUGAGGAUGGGAAACUUUGCCUGUGUGUGGAAAGCACGUCUGAGUAUGUGGUAAAUCUGACUGUGGAAAACACAGGAACAAAACCUGUGCAUUUCACCUACUACACCCCGCUGCACUGGCUCAGAUACUUCUCUCUAAAUGAUGAACGCAGAGUGACCAAGAAAAACCCUCUCACAUUAAACCCAGGUGAUGGCUAUGAGAUCCAGAUUCGAUUCCACUGCACUUUGGUUGGUUUCUAUCCAGCCACACUGGCCUUUGAGUUUCAACCAGACCUGCAGUCCUCCAAUGCAUUCCACAUUGUGCGCUUUAUUGAGGCUCAAUGUAUGACCUAUUUAGGACGGGAGCUUGCACCUAUAGCCCCUUACAAACCUCGCUCCCUUCCUGCCGUUAUCCCUGAAACUUACUGCACGAUUGUUGAAGGGCAGCGACCUGAAGGGCUCUCUGUGAUUAAGCUAAAAAAUGAAGUUGAGUUAAAAAAGUACAAAAUACCACCAUAUAUGAAUCAGCUCAUCCAGUCACUGAAGAAGGGUACCCACUUCAACGAUAGAAGAAUCGCCUUGCUUGAAUGUCCCUUGAGCUGGGAGAACUACUCAGAGAGGUUCCAGCUGCUGCUGUAUCUGGAGGAGCUUCAGAUGGAGGUGGACAUCAGGAGAUACAACAUCCCCAAUAAUGAUGGAGAAUAUGCCCCCAUGGACAGAGAUCGAAACAACAAGAAACUUCUCAUUCUGAAGGUACCUGGUGUGUCUGAGAAUCGUCCGUCUGUGAUGCGAGGCGAUAAACUGCUUGUGUAUCCUGAAGGAAAGAAAGGGGUGAAGUACUGCGGCUACGUCCACAGUGUACAGCUGGACAGUGUACACCUGGGCUUUGGAUCAGAAUUGCUGGGUCUCUUUUUAGAUGGGAUGAAGUUCAGUGUUGAGUUCACUGUCAACCGCCUGACUCUGCGUGUUCAGCACAGAGCAGCAGAGCUGGCAGCUAUGUACAGACUCAAAGAGGUGUUGUUCCCUGCUGCACCCACAUCCUUCUGUCAGCAACCUGAGCUUCCCAGUCUCAGGCUGUUUGACUAUCAGCUGGAGAGAAACCCGGAGCAGUAUCAAGCUGUGCAACACAUUGUAGCUGGCUCAUCCAAACCAGCUCCUUACCUGGUGUUUGGCCCUCCUGGAACAGGCAAAACAGUGACUCUGGUGGAGGCCAUCAAACAGAUAGAGAAGCAUCAGACCUCCUGCCACAUCCUGGCCUGUGCUCCCUCAAACAGCGCUGCUGAUUUGCUUUGCAAGAAGAUUCUGGACCAUGUGGACGGGCAUAAAGUGUACCGCAUGUAUGCCAGCAGCCGGGAACCAAAGUUUGUCCCUGUUGAAUUACUGGCAUGCUCUAACCUGGUAGGGGAGUGUUACGAAUAUCCUGCUAAAGAGAAGUUGAUGGAGUACAGGAUUCUGGUUACCACCCUGUUAACUGCUGGAAGGCUGGUCACAGGGAACAUUCCUGUUGGACAUUUCACUCACGUGUUUGUGGAUGAGGCGGGACACGCUGUGGAGACCGAAUGCUUAGUCCCACUGGCAGGGCUGCUCUCUGCAGAGUCUGGUCAGGUUGUUCUGGCUGGGGACCCCAAGCAGCUGGGACCUAUUCUCAGAUCCCCUUUUGUGCUGAAAUACGGCAUGGGAGUGUCCCUCUUGGAACGGAUGAUGAAUGAUUUCCCUCUAUACCAGAAGGAAGAGGAUGUGUUUAACACGCGCUUUGUCACCAAACUGCUGCGCAACUACAGGUCCCAUCCUGCCAUUCUGAAGAUUCCCAACGAGCUCUUCUAUGACGGAGAGCUCCAGGUCUGUGCGGAUGAAAUGUUACGCAACUCCUACUGCAAUUGGGAAUACCUCCCACGGAGGGAUUUCCCAGUAAUUUUUCAUGGGGUGACGGGCAUCGAUGAGCGUGAGGCCAGCAGUCCUUCGUUCUUCAACAGAGCAGAGGUGGAGGUGCUGAUGGACUAUGUGACGAAACUGUUGGCGACACAAGCAAAGAAGGGCCUGUCUGCGAUCAGGCCUCGAGACAUAGGCAUUAUCGCCCCCUACAGGAAACAGGUGCAGAAAAUCCGUAAGGCCCUGCAAAAAGUUGGGAAAGACCUUAAACGUGUGGACAUGGAUACUCUGAAGGUUGGUUCGGUGGAGGAGUUCCAAGGUCAGGAGAGGAGAGUGAUCUUGGUGUCUGCAGUUCGGAGCAGCCACGACUACGUAGAGACAGACAAACGGUUCAACCUCGGCUUUGUCAAGAAUGAGAAGAGGUUCAAUGUGGCUGUGACUCGAGCUAAAGCCCUUCUAAUAGUGGUGGGAAACCCCAGAGUGCUGAACGCAGAUCCUGUCUGGGCCCGGUUCAUCCAGUACUGUAGAGAUGAGGGAGGCUACACAGGAUUUGUACAGGCAGAGGAAGACGAGGACGUGGUGGUGAGACUCGCUGCGCUCUUCAUGCAGAUUACAACUGAAGUGGAGACUGAAGAGAGUGUCGUCCAGCAGCUCCUGGACCCUGAGUGGAGGAGUGACCUGUGAGGAAGAGGAGACUUCCUGCCUGGAACACUUGAAUAGGUUGAUUAUUCUUUAUGUUUGUAGUCAAAUAUCAAUUUUAGUCAAGUCUCUCCGAAAAGGGCUUAGUGACACCUUUCUGUCACUUGUACAUAAAAAUAUCUUAACAUCGAUUUAUAAUCUUUUUCAUGUCAAUUACGAAUACUUUACCAAAGACCAUGAAGGACAGAGCAGACAGUUUGUUUUGGACUACUUUGGACA